Nematolebias whitei (Rio pearlfish) is the source of this 963-nucleotide messenger RNA. It is a transcript of the gene wars2, whose product is annotated as tryptophanyl tRNA synthetase 2, mitochondrial. NCBI's taxonomy places the organism in Eukaryota, Metazoa, Chordata, Actinopteri, Cyprinodontiformes, Rivulidae. The transcript is spliced from 5 exons. Gene Ontology annotation, molecular function: ATP binding; tryptophan-tRNA ligase activity. Gene Ontology annotation, biological process: mitochondrial tryptophanyl-tRNA aminoacylation. The record is from RefSeq and is a predicted model, not a curated record. The coding region runs from base 143 to 940 and encodes 265 amino acids. Gene Ontology annotation, cellular component: mitochondrial matrix; mitochondrion.
ACAUCUCGGCAAUUACUUGGGUGCCCUGGAAAACUGGGUGUCUCUACAGAACCAGUACCCCUUAGUGCUGUACAGCAUAGUAGACCUGCACUCCAUUACCCAGCCUCAGGAUCCAGCACAGCUCAGAAACAACAUAUUGGACAUGGCUGCCAGUUUGUUGGCCUGUGGCAUCAACCCAGAGAAGGUGAUACUCUUCCAGCAGUCUCAGGUGUCCGAGCACGCUGAGCUCUCCUGGAUCCUCAGCUGUGUGACCAGCAUGCCCCGCUUACGCCACCUACCACAGUGGAAGAUCAAGAGUAAGCAGAAGAACGAGGGCAGUGUUGGUCUCUACACAUAUCCUGUCCUCCAGGCUGCUGACAUUCUCCUCUACAAGUCCACCCACGUCCCCGUUGGAGAGGAUCAGGUCCAGCAUCUGAAGCUGGCUCAGGACCUCGCUCGCAUCUUCAACAACCACUAUGGAGCUCUGUUUCCUGAACCGCGAGCGCUGCUCAGUUCCACACAAAAGGUCAAGUCUCUCAGCACCCCUUCUGCCAAAAUGUCCAAGUCUGACCCCCACGCGAUGGCGACCAUCAACAUCACUGACCCUCCCGACAACAUCACCCUCAAGAUCCGCCGAGCCGUCACGGACUUCACCUCUGAGGUCACCUUUGACCCGGAGGCGCGCCCAGGUGUGUCCAACCUGGUGGCAAUCCACGCUGCCAUGGCAAAGAUCAGCGUGGAGGAGGCGGUGCUGCAGGCGCAACAUCUGGACACGGGAGCCUACAAGAGGCUCGUGAGCGAGGCUGUGAUCCAGAGGCUGACGCCCAUCAGAGAGGAGAUCCAGAGGCUGAGGUCGGACAGAGCGCACCUGGAGGCUCUGCUGGCUCAGGGGAGCCGCAGGGCUCGAGAACUCGCUGCACCUGUGCUGGCAGAGGUCCGACACCGAGUGGGAUUCUGCUGAGAGGCGUCCCGGCUGGAAAACAA